AUGGAACAUUUUCACGAAGAUCCAUGUUCAACAUGUGUGUGGUCAGAUUGGCAAAGUGGAUCGUGUUCAACUUCGUGCGGAAACGGUUUUAUACCACGAACACGAACAUGUACAACAUCCACAGGUCAACAAUGUGGAACAUGUCCAGGCGUUGACUCAGAUUUAACAAUUUCUUGCAGUAAUCCAGUGUAUCAAUGUCCAGUGUACAGUAGUUUAGUUGCGAAUUAUAUUGAUUGUGGCAUAACAUGUGCAAAUCGUACUGGGACAUCAUCAUGUGAAGACCCGCAAACUCUUUGCGUUUGUAAUCCUGGUUAUUUUCGUACAGCAAUAGAUGGUCCAUGUGUGAAAGAAUGCCUUAUUCCACGCCCUGUGAAUGGUAAUUGGUCUGGUUAUUUGGAUGCACCUGGAGUUUGUUCUGGAACAUGUGGUAAUGGAAACAAACUUCAGAUUAGUCGAACAAGAACCUGUGUUGGCGCAACAGCUGGUGGUGCUAGUUGUCCUGAUCUGGGUGUACAAUAUCAAACUUGCCCAGGAAAUGAUACAUCUUAUCAGUGCAAUGCGAUAGGUUAUUGGAGUAAUUGGACGAAUUCAUCAUCUUGCAGUGUAACAUGUGGUAACGGUUACAUCUAUCAACAGCGACAAUGUUUAGGUGCAGGUUUUGGCUGCGUGGGAGAGGCUAUAAUGAGCCAGAAUUGUAUUCAACCUGCUUGUCCGAUUGACGGAACGUGGGGAAGUUGGACUUCAUGGAGUUUGUGUCAAGCAACAUGUGGAACAGGCACAGUUUACCGUACAAGAAACUGUUCACAACCUCAAAAUGGUGGUAUUGCAUGUGUGGGAAGUUAUACUGAUUCACAACAAUGUAACGCGUCACAAAGUUGUACACAAUUUCCGUAUACAUCAAUCAACGGAAAUUGGACUGGAUGGUCAAGCUGGGGUAGUUGUAGUAGCACGUGCGGUCUUGGUCAACAAACGAGAACGCGCACCUGUACCCAACCUCUCCCCAUGUAUGGUGGUAUUCCUUGUACUGGUAUAUCAAUUGAUGUUCAAACAUGUAAUUCAACAACACCUUGUCCAGGUGCUGCAUCAGCCUGCACUGGAUCAUGUGGAAAUGGUACAACAGUGCGAACACGAAAUUGUAACUCCCCUUCGCCGGCGUUUGGUGGUCUCAUGUGUCAAGGGCAAGCACUUAAUGUGACAGUGUGUAGUCUUAGUAUUGGAUGCCCUGUCUCAGGAGAUUGGGCUCCUUGGUCUAAUUGGACCACUUGUAGUGUUACGUGUGGAGUUGGAACAUAUUCAAGGGUAAGAAAUUGUAGCAAUCCUGCACCACAAAAUGGAGGUGACUUGUGCAUAGGACCACCAUUAGAAACUGGUUAUUGUACAGCGCCAUCAAUCCAGUGUCCAAUCGAUGGUGGAUGGGCACAAUGGUCCAACUGGUCAACUUGUUCAUUAACUUGCGCUGUAGGAUAUUCUACACGAAACAGAACGUGCACAAACCCAUCACCUCAAUUUAAUGGCAGACCAUGUCCAGGAACAAGUUAUGCUUAUGCAACGUGUAAUGACAAUGUGCCCUGCAUUGUCGUAUAUUCUGGAACUCCACAGGAUGGCGGUUGGUCUGCUUGGAGUACAUUUUCACCUUGUUCAAGUUCCUGUGGUAACGGAACUAAAAUUGCUGUUCGCUCUUGUGACAAUCCUUCCCCAACAGAUGGUGGUGCGUUGUGCGUUGGACCAAGCACAAUGUCGCAAACGUGUAGUGCCACGUAUCCGUGUCCAAUAAAUGGAGGUUGGUCAAAUUGGACCAUAUCAGCUUGUUCAGCCACAUGCGGUGUCGGAUAUCAGAUACGUCAACGUGAAGGUCAUCGACAUGUUUCUCAUAGCAGUCGUGAUAAAACCUUGGCUGAAAUCAACUCACAUUGGUCAUGUGUUCCUCGAGCCGUUGUCGAAAUCUAUUUAAAACACCGCACGGCUUGCCAAGUAUCCUCAAUCUUAGGACUGCAUAGAGCGGUCAAUGGUGUGUUAACAAAUGCAUUAUGUAAAUGGAUAUUAUCUAAUAACACGGAUCAUUGGUCACAAGAAAGUGGAGAUGACAAUGUAAAUAUAAUCGAAAAAGAAGUUAGUACCGUAAUUGAAUCAUUACCGGAUCGAUCGGAGAAUGAAACUGCUGACGCUGCUCCACCUUCUUUGAUCGAGUUAUCAAUAUCUAAUAUCGACAUCGAUCUUCCCGUCAAUCCGCCCUCUACUGCGCACAUGUCAAUCAGUUUAGUGGCAUUCAGCUCAUUGACACACUUGCCUGUUCAUCCAUCGGUAACAAGAGCACCACUACCACGGCGCAGUCACAAACAGCAGGUAACAGUUUCUCCUCCGCAUGCACAACAUCUUCAGGAAUUGGAUGAUUUAAUCAAUUUUGAGAAUAUCGAGCAGCCGUCUAAAACUGUUCCAUUUUCUGAUGUACCACCAACUAGUACUAUCGCAUCGUCACCACGUAUCAAUUUAGUAGCACCAUCUCCAGUUUCAUCUUUCUCAAUCGAUCCGAUCCCAUCGUCAAGACAUAAUGCUGUACGCGAACGAGCGGAGGCAUGUAAUUCAUCUCGAGCAUCACAGGGUGGAUAUUUGUGUAGCGGCGACCCACUGCAAACAAGAUCAUGUGUUAAUGCAUUAGCAUGCCCAGGCAAUUCCCCAUCACCAUCAGCCGGUGGCAGUAUGUGUAUUGGAGCUGCUAUGAAUAUUAGUUUUUGUAAUGGAACAGCAUGUCCAGUUUCUGGAGCUUGGAGUUUAUGGAGUCCCUUUGGCGCAUGCAGUGGAACUUGCGGUACAGGUAUACAAGUUCGUUCUCGCAAUUGUAGUGCUCAACUAGGAUCAGAUCAAUGCCCUGGCUCACCCAUCGACACCCAGCAAUGUGAUACAACUAUAAGCUGUCCAACUGAUGGCCAAUGGGGAGCUUGGACUGGUUGGACGAACUGUUCUUCAAUCGCUUGUGUCGGAAGUAGUAUGUAUCGAUUUCGAACGUGCAAUAAUCCGGCUCCAAUGAAUGGUGGUCAAUUAUGUUCGGGUUCCGCUUUGGACACUCAAACGUGCGCUAUUUUUUGUCCACCAGCUGGAAAUUGGGCAGAUUGGGGCGUUUGGAGUACUUGUUCAAGUACCUGUCUUGGUGGUCGACGAUAUCGCAAUCGAACUUGUACGAACCCUGCUCCAGUCAACGGCAGUGCUCCUUGUAUUGGAUCUUCAAUUGACAUUGAUUAUUCCUGCGGAAAUACAACAUGUGGUGGAGCAAGUAUUGCAAAUGUUUCCAAUUGGUCUAAUUGGGGAAGUUGGUCAUCAUGUGCUGGGACAUGUAAUUUGGGAAUACAAAGAAGAGUAAGGAUAACUUGUACAAAAAUUGUUCCAUCGUUUGGUGGUGAUUACUGCCCUGGCUCUCCAACAUUGAUAUCAACAUGCAUAAAUUCACAACCAUGCCCAAUUGACGGUCAAUGGGGUUCCUGGUCGCCAUGGUCUGCAUGCAGUGCAACGUGCGGUAAAACUGCAACAAAAUAUCAGACUCGACAAUGUUUAAAUGUGAAUUAUGGUGGUCUGCAAUGCCAAGGAAUUGCGCGAAAUGAUACAACCUGUCCGGAGCUGUCUGAUUGUCCUGCCUGUCCAUUCAAUCAACAACUUGUAACAACUCCAGAAACAUGUCCCGCGUUAUGCUCAGAUUCCUCAGAUACCACAUGGUGUCAAGAUAUUUCUUCUCUUCAAUGUCUUUGUACAGAUAAUUUUGCAUGGGAUGGUGAAGAUUGUGUAUUAUGGUGUGAUUGCGGAUGUUACGGUACAGACGGAACAAAGUAUUCGAAUAACUCAAUUUGGACAGAAAACAGUUGUCAAACUUAUCAAUGUCAACAACAAAUGGAUGGAACAUUUCAGAGUGUUUUGAUCAAUAAUACAUGUCAAACCUGCUCUUGGAUACAAUGGAACCCAUGGUCAUCUUGUAAUUCGUCAUCGAGAUGUGGACAAGGAACACAAAGUCGAACACGUUCAUGUCUUUCAAGAAAUAAUACAGCUUGUCGAACAUGCUCUGGAAAUAGUACACAAUCUCAAAUAUGCCAGCAAGUGAAUUGUGAAGUCUGUAAAUAUGGACCAUUUAUUCCAAUUGGUUCCUGUUCACAAACAUGCGGAAGUGGUACUCAGUUAUGGAAUAGAACAUGUUACAACGUUGCAUAUUCUAACUCAAGCAUACCAGUACCGUGUUCUAAUGCAACUGGAUGUGCAAAUCAAGGAAAUUCACUCAAUACAACAGUUUGUGCAACUAAUGUAUGCUUAAACUGUACGUGGUCUACGUGGGCUCAAGGCCCUUGUUCUGUCACUUGCGGUGCUGGAACUUAUCUUCGAACACAAUAUUGUAAUGAUCAAUUUAAUAAUCCUUGCACCAAUUGUACUACAAAUGCAAAUACAAAUCCACAAACUCGAUCUAUUGCUGUUCCAGUAUCUGAGACAUUUAUUAGUAAUUUAAAGAAUAAUACCGAAAAACAACAACCGAACAAUGUCUCAAAACAUUUUGCUGUAUUUGCGUGUUCAAUUCAUUCAACAACCGCUGCCUACUAUUUUUAUGCUCCCGUCACUGCUGCCGCGUGGAUGCGAGUUGGUUAUGAGGCGAUUGUUGUGUUUGUCGGUGAUUUUCAAGCACAACAAAAGUCAAGUUCUACGAAUGAACAAAAUUUAGUUCAACGUAUCAAUUUAACUCGUACCUACUUGUCAAAAAUCGGUGCACACAUUGUCGAUUUUCAGUGUAAUGAGUCAUAUGCAGUGAAAAUGAGUCAGAUAGUCAGAGUUUUUGCUGGCUUUUUACCCACAGGAAUUGUGACAGAUCAGGACUACAUUAUCACAGCCGAUAGUGAUUUGUUACCCCUGAAACCCUCGGAAUAUCAGCUUACGAAUGGCGCAGGCGGAUUUAUUUUCAAUGCUUUUUGUUGUGGCGAGUUCAGUCGACGAUCGAAGUCGUAUCGAAUGUUUCCCAUGGGACAUAUUUAUCUGAGAAAAGACGUUUGGAGAGAUCUCAUCGACAAUUCUACUCAGCGCUCAGAAUUAUCACUCAUAGAACAGAAUCGAACCUUUUACUUGUCGUCAACAAACAGUAGUCUUCACUCGUAUGAGAAACAACUAUUAUCAGAACAUUCGAAUUUAACGUUACUUUUAGACAAUUUCGCGUUUAACUUUGAUUCCAUAACGUUGUAUAUGCGACACGAGUUUCGUUCCGUGUAUGAUCAACAAAUGGGUAAAGGUGAUUCAGCGUGGUACAUGGAUCAGAUAAUGGUUAGUAUGUUGUUAGUAGAUUACAGAGCAAAACAUCCCCAACUUAAAAUUAGCGAACGCGGACGGAUUGAUCGAUUAGAUCGUGUUUCGGGAAUGAAUUACUGGGAUCGUGAUACGUUUGAUCAAUUCGGUGAUGCACAUUUAAAACACGAUGAAAUCCUACAGCCUGGCAACUGGAAAAUUUUUAAUAAAGUUUUAAAGUAUCUAUUUAAUUCUACGAUGGUUGAUGUUAUGAAUGAUUACUACCGACAAUAUAUGAUCAUAGCUAAAGCAAGAAGAUAA
Messenger RNA from Didymodactylos carnosus, 5562 nucleotides. The record is from the annotation of a GenBank genome assembly. Lineage: Eukaryota; Metazoa; Rotifera; Eurotatoria; Philodinida; Philodinidae.